Messenger RNA from Didymella exigua CBS 183.55, 1100 nucleotides. RefSeq lists its product as uncharacterized. Gene Ontology annotation, molecular function: zinc ion binding; DNA-binding transcription factor activity, RNA polymerase II-specific. The transcript has a single exon. Gene Ontology annotation, biological process: regulation of DNA-templated transcription. Lineage: Eukaryota; Fungi; Ascomycota; Dothideomycetes; Pleosporales; Didymellaceae. The record is from RefSeq and is a predicted model, not a curated record. Bases 252 to 932 code for a protein of 226 amino acids.
ACUAUUCCUGCAGUGUCUGUUGCACGACACAUCGAUCGCCGCUGCAAUCGAAACCCCACCAUUAACAGCAGCGCGAUGAGCAAAUACCUAGGUGACGAUGACGUCUCUCUGCUGGUGCUCUGGUCCCUCGGACUGUCGUCCCAGCGCUCUGUUCUCAGUUAUUUAGCAUGGUGUACAGAACUGCUGUUGCGACUCGAUUCCUCCAUCCACUCGGUCGAUCUCACAUGGUCAGCAGAGCUGAGCUAGUCUGUAUGUUUGCCUACCCUGCCUUGCAGCAUCCGGCUCGCGAUUCCGAGCGCACAGUGGCCUACUGUAACUCGAGCAUGGAGUCCACUUUGACGGCUUUCCGGGCCCUCCAACCAGCGUCAGCAGCCUAUCUCGCAUCUCGCCAGCAGUGUUAUCACAGCCCAAUUAAGACUCCGAGGGCGAAACGCAGGCCCGCACUUGGCGCUUGCGUUGCAUGCCGCGAGCGGAAAUCAAGAUGCGACGGGCACCGCCCUGUCUGUGAAUGCUGUGUGCAGCGCGAUACCCCCUGCGUGUACGAAUUAGGCGUGAACGAAACGCCGUCGGACGCCCGCCGGCGGAAGAAGGAGGAGAUGCAGACCGAGCUCGACGGCUUACGUCACCUGUAUAACUCGCUGCGGUCGUGUCCCGAGCACGAGGCGUUUGAAAUUCUCCAUUGGGUCCGCCUCAGCCCUUCGGACACGCUGACGCUGGAUUGCUCCGCCGGUCUGCCGCAUCCGCUUGCGCAACCACACCCGCACCACGCGCUGCCUGCUGCUGCGCCCCGGCAGCUUGUCGCCUCGCCCUCGUCGCGUCCCGCGAAGGUCUCGCGUCAGUCCCGGGCUCAGGAGCUCACGUUGCCCCGUACGUCGAUUGGGUUUCUCCUGCAGACUUCUCCAACUGUGGGGUAUGCUGGCUCGGAUGGAUAGUCGAUUUCCAGUCAUAGGCAGCGCGUGUUGGGGCAUAGUACGAAAAGGCUGGGAUGAAAAUCAGGAGAACUGUACUCUCGCUGCUGGCAGUGCCAGAGCAAGCGGUGGAUGAGAAAUGUCCAGCUUAGCGGGAACCAACAUUAAUGAAUGGUACUCUAUCCGCACCAG